UCACAAAGUAUAGUAAUGCUAUUUUUGUUACAGGGUCAAAAUGGAUUCGAGGAUCUCAGACGAUAUGUAAAGCAAGGGGGAGAUUUCUGUAAAGAGUUAUCGACUAUUCUUCAAGAAAGAGCUGAAGCUGAAACUCAAUAUGCCAAAAACUUAUCGAAACUCAGCGUCAAACUAUCUAGAGCCUGUCGAGAGGGUGUUGGAGGCCUCAAUGAAGCCUGGAAAUCUGUCGCUUUGGAACUGGAAAGCAGAGCUGAAGGCCAUCGACUUUUAGGGUUAGCCCUGUUAGAAGAAACUGCCAAGCCCUUGAGGACUCUUACCGAAAGCCAGCAUAGGAUCAGAAAGCAAUCUGAAGCAGUAGUUGACAAAGCAGCUAAAAAUUUAUCAGAUUGGAGGACACAUGAAGCAAAAGGAAAGAAAAAUAGUCACACAUGCGCAAGAGAAAACGAAAAAUUGCAGGAUGCUGCUGUUUUGGAUACCACAAAAUUAUCUAAAAGUACUAGUCUGAUUCACUUGGCUCACAUCAAUAGGCAGAAUUCCACAGAUAAGGAAAAUGCCAAGGCUACGGAGAGAUUAAAAGGUCCAGUUACCCAGGCAGAACCAACCAAAGAUUUAUGUACGUUCCAAAAUUUGAGACAUAGUUCUCAACAAGUUGCAGAGCAGUUAUUGCCUGACUUCUACUGCGAACAUGUUACUUUAGCCAUGAACAGAGAACGAAGAAAGCAGUACGACGGGAGAUGGUUGGAAUGGGAAUCUGCAGUACUUCGAGGUGCCAGUACGUUUCAGGCAUUAGAAGAGGAACGUCUCAACAACCUCAAAUCUGUCCUUACAUCUUACCUCCAUCACAGUAACGAUCUUGGUCCGAGACUCAUUGAGGCUACCGAGAGAUUAAAAGGUCCAGUUACCCAGGCAGAACCAACCAAAGAUUUAUGUACGUUCCAGAAUUUGAGACAUAGUUCUCAACAAGUUGCUGAGCAAUUAUUGCCUGACUUCUACUGCGAACAUGUUACUUUAGCCAUGAACAGAGAACGAAGAAAGCAGGCUCUAGUGAAAUUAUUGCAUCUGAUAAGACAGGACAUAGAAAGGGAGAGAAAGUCGAAAAAUGGUCUGGAAGUCCUUUCCAAAGCCAUCAAGCAGACACCGAGUUUUGGAUCAGAAGACUCGCAGCAAAGCGUUAUCGAGAAACUUCAUGAUAUGAAAUCCAUGCUGAUCUAUUUGGAAGGAGCGAAAUAUAAAGUGCAGAGUACGUUGGCAGAACUUGAUAGCAGACCUAAGACUGGGCACCCGUUAGCACCACACAUAACCAUAACGCGUGACAAAUCAGGUCUUCAGCAGAGUGUUUUGAAAGUACCUCAGUGGUUAAGAGAUGAAUGGUGUGAUGGUGAUAAAAGCCCUGUGAGCGAAAAAUCAACAAAAUCUGAGAAAUCUGAUAAUUCUGAUCCACACAUAAAUGACGUAUAUGAUCAGGAUUGGUUGGAUAGAGGGGCGGCAGAUGGCAAUUCCAAUCAGCCUGAUUCUGAUUUUGACGAAUUUUCUUCACAAUGUAGCAGUUCAGGUGGCAACAUUUGUUCCACAGAAGAAAGCCCUGUUCAGCCUAUAGGAACUUGCAGAGCUAUAUAUCCCUAUACCCCUAAUAUGAAUGAUGAGUUGGCUUUGAAACCAGGAGACAUUCUUUCGGUAUAUCGGCAACAGGAUGACGGGUGGUGGUUGGGAGAAUGUAAUGGAAAUGUGGGUAUCUUUCCCGCCACCUAUGUUGAAGUAAUUAAAGACUGCUGAUUAUUUUUUAUGGAUAUAUAAUCGGGUAUAAGUAUAUGAUAUCCACUUCUGAUUUGACUGGAUCUGGUUCAAUCUGAUCUGCUCUAACUAUAUAUUUAAUCUAUAAAAAUGAAGAGGAUUCGCAUCUUGGAAGUGUUGUGGUGAAGAAGAAUCCAACAAUUGAUUUUUCCGAUGUAUCACGUUGAAUUCUCGAAUAAGCUGAAGGGAAAGAUAUCAAUGCUUCCAUGAGGACAUACAUUAUCUUCGAUUUCUCAUAAACGUACAAGAAGUGUUCAUACUUUUAGGUGGUGAAUCCAUAGUGCAAUUUCAAUCGUACGACACCAACUAAUUUCGAGAAAAAAAUUAUUUUGUACAAAAUGUUACAGUUAAUUAUAAGAAUUUAAUAUUUAUAAACUACUUGUUUCAGUCCCAUGAUAUUUUUGUAUCAAUAUAAUUACUAUUUGUACAUGAUAUACUCACAAAGUACUUUUGGAAUUUGAUUUGUUCUAUAAUAAAUAUUUUAUUAUCGAU
Leptinotarsa decemlineata (Colorado potato beetle) is the source of this 2283-nucleotide messenger RNA. RefSeq names its product Nostrin (gene Nost). NCBI's taxonomy places the organism in Eukaryota, Metazoa, Arthropoda, Insecta, Coleoptera, Chrysomelidae. The record is from RefSeq and is a predicted model, not a curated record. Gene Ontology annotation, molecular function: protein binding. Gene Ontology annotation, cellular component: cytoplasm; plasma membrane.